AAAACUGAAAUGUCUUCUAACAUCUAUUUGACGACAUCAUAAAUUCAUGAAUUGUUUUCUAUUUGUGAACUAAAAACAACUGAUGUUAAGAGGCUUGAAAUCCCCUCAUUUAACUAGGUAUAGCAAAGUGCAUAUUUCCCUGAGUUCCCGGAUGAAGUAUAAAUUUUUAGAUUAUAUACUAGCCAUGUCAAUAUUCUUCUGAUUCAAAGAAAGAAGAUUAGUACACGACCAAUCAUACAAAUAAUACUAAUAGGCAUCCUAGCUAAGAUUCAAUCUUUGAAAUUAAAGAUGACACAGUUAGAAGUAUAUCAAAUUAAUCAUUUAGUUCAGUAUCAAAGUUAGAAUAUGAGAAUUUAAAAAGAGAUGCUCUUUGUUAUUAAUCUCUGGUCAAAUAAAAUAAAGAAUUGAAAACCUUAAAAUCGUUCGUCAUUCAACUAAAUUAAUAAAAAUGUAAUAAAUAAUUUCUAAUAUUAAGCUUAGAUCACUCUUUUGUAAGAGAGUAAUAAAAAAAUGUAGGGACACAUAUAAGAUCUUUUAUAGAAUUUAAAGUCUAUUGAAAAUGAAAAUUAAAAAUAUUAAGAUGAUAUAUUAUAACUAAGAUUAUAAAUUUAAGAUUAAUUAAAGAUCAUAUAAUAAGGUAAGAUAGAUUAUGAAAAAUAAAAAAUAUCAAUUAUUCAAAAAGAUGAAGCUUAUUUCAAAUUAAAGGAGAGUUUUGAUAAAUUUUAAAAAGAUUCAGAAAAGACUAAGAAUAGCAAAAGUGCUUAAAGAGGAACUUACUAACCAAAUAAUACUUCGAUAUCUUUAGUAAAAGGAUUAUCCAAGGUUAAUCUUAAAAAUUAUUGUAAUCAGAGUUUAAUUAUUGAAAAAUAGAGUUGA
This is a messenger RNA of Paramecium sonneborni, 876 nucleotides long. The record is from the annotation of a GenBank genome assembly. NCBI's taxonomy places the organism in Eukaryota, Ciliophora, Oligohymenophorea, Peniculida, Parameciidae.